AUGGAGGCUCCGGCCAUGGAAACCAGCAGUUAUGAGGAGACAGCCGACUGGCUGAGGAACCACACAGAUCAGCAUCCGAAGGUGGCCAUCAUCUGUGGCUCCGGCCUCGGCGGCUUGGCUGACCUGCUGCAAAACAAGAAAGUCUUCAGCUAUGAGGAAAUCCCUCAUUUCCCCACCAGCACCGUGCCAGGUCAUGCCGGGAAGCUGGUGUUUGGGAGCCUGCAGGGCCGCGAGUGCGUCUGUAUGCAGGGGCGCUUCCACUUCUACGAGGGCUACAACAUCCAAACGGUCGCGUUCCCAGUGCGAAUCUUCCACCUGCUGGGUGUGGAAACCCUGAUUGUGACCAAUGCGUGCGGUGGACUCAACACCAGCUACAGUGUGGGAGACAUCAUGCUCAUCAAGGAUCACAUCAACAUGCCGGGCCUUGCAGGACAGAACCCGCUCGUUGGCUCCAACCAUGAGAGGUUUGGAGUUCGUUUCCCUUGCAUGUCGGAUGCAUAUGACCGAGACUUGAUUGCUCUGGCCAAGCAAACCGCAGCGGAGCAGGGCUGCGACAGCUUCCUGCAGGAGGGAGUUUACUGCAUGGUGGCUGGACCGUCAUAUGAGACCAUUGCAGAGUGCAGAGCUCUGCGGAUGAUGGGGGCUGACACUGUGGGUAUGAGCACAGUCCCCGAGGUGGUGGUGGCUCGUCAUUGCGGCAUGCGUGUCCUGGGUCUGUCCCUCGUCACCAACAUGACCGUGACGGACUAUGACAGCCAUGAGAAGGCAAACCACGAGGAGGUGCUGCAGACCACCCGGCAUCGAGCCAAGGACCUGGAGAAGCUCGUCAGCAACCUCAUCAACAAGAUCUAG
This is a messenger RNA of Limanda limanda (common dab), 852 nucleotides long. RefSeq names its product purine nucleoside phosphorylase 6 (gene pnp6). The coding region runs from base 1 to 852 and encodes 283 amino acids. The record is from RefSeq and is a predicted model, not a curated record. Gene Ontology annotation, cellular component: cytoplasm. Gene Ontology annotation, molecular function: purine-nucleoside phosphorylase activity. Gene Ontology annotation, biological process: nucleoside metabolic process. The transcript is spliced from 6 exons. Lineage: Eukaryota; Metazoa; Chordata; Actinopteri; Pleuronectiformes; Pleuronectidae.